GCGCCGCGCGUAUAUAAGGCGUAGGCCGGCGCAGCCGUUUAACCAGCAAGUGGGAGGCGCGUAGAACAGCAGCAGCGCUAGAAAAGAGAGCGUGGUGUUGUGGUGGCGGUGGCUGAGUGAGUGAGUGAGAGCUGAACUGAGUAGUGGGAGGGCGUGCACGAAGGGGAGCGGAGGGAAGGGAGGAAAGAGACGGCACCACCCACACGACACAGGCGCACACGCGCGCACACUGCACCAGACACGCCAAAGCGUUAUUUUAAGGGCGGCGCCACCACUAUUGUCGCCUCCUUCCUCCCUACUACUUCCAGUCUGAACCUUCUUCCCUCUCUCUCUUGCUUCUUCUCUCUAGCCAGAGAGGAGGGUCAGAGGGGGGCGGGCAAGAAAGCCGCCACAGCAGUGAAGUGAAAUUGUAGGGUGCAGCACGGCAGCGGGUGGCAAUGGAGACCGGCGGCAGCGUUGGCGGCGGCGGGGGAGACGACGUCCACGGGCUCAAGUUCGGCAAGAAGAUCUACUUCGAGCAGGACGCGGCAGGCGGGAGCGGGACGGCGGGGGCGGGUGGCAGGAAGGGGAAGGGCGCGGCGGGGGCCGGGACCGGGACCGGGGCAGCUUCCUCGGCCGCGGCCGCUGCCACGCAGCCGCCGAGGUGCCAGGUGGCGGGGUGCGGCGUGGAUCUGAGCGGCGCGAAGGCAUACUACUGCCGGCACAAGGUGUGCUCCAUGCACUCCAAGGCGCCGCGCGUCGUCGUCGCCGGCAUCGAGCAGCGUUUCUGCCAACAAUGCAGCAGGUUCCACCAGUUACCUGAAUUUGACCAAGGAAAACGUAGCUGCCGCAGACGCCUCGCUGGUCACAACGAGCGCCGGAGGAAGCCACCACCUCGCUAUGGCCGUCUUGCUGCAUCAUUUCAAGAACCUGGCAGGUUCAGAAGCUUCCUGUUGGAUUUCUCGUACCCAAGGGUUUCGAGCAGCGCGAGGGAUGUGUGGCCAACCAUUCAGCCCACCGAUCGGAUGUCGGCUGCUAUCCAGUGGCAAGGGAACCAUGAACUUCAUCCUCACCGCAGUGCAGUUUACAGCGACCAUGCAUACAGUGGCCAUGGUGGCUCGGCGGCGGGGCAACCAAUGCUCCCUGCCUUCGAGCUUCCGCCAGGCGGAUGUGUCGCAGGAGUUGCCACCGACUCCAGCUGUGCUCUCUCUCUUCUGUCAACCCAGCCAUGGGAUGCUACCCAAAGUGCCAGCCACCACCGGUCCCCAGCAAUGUCCACGGCCAGCGCCUUUGAAGGCACUCCGGUGACGCCCUCGGUCAUGGCGAGCAACUACACUGCGGGAAGCUCCUGGACUAGCUCCCGGGGCCAUGCUGAGGGCGCCAGGAACGUGCAGCAUCACUCGCCGGCGCACGAGGAUGCUCUGAAGCUGGUCCAUCCAGGCUCGGUCCACCACGGCCACUUCUCUGGCGAGCUUGAGCUUGCGCUGCAGGGAAGCGGGCCGCCGAACCCGCCGCAAGUCGGCCAUGGCACGCCCGGCACCUUUGGCCAGUCCAGCAAUGCAAUGAACUGGUCCCUGUGAGGACGGUCACGGACCCUUUCCCGGCGCUGCCUCCGGUCGCCACGCCAUGAGACAUGGAGCACUUGGGCGGCCUGAUUUUGUGCGCCUUACCUUGCCGUUUUGGUUUUCAGGGUGGAAAUGGAAUUCCUAACUGGUAGCUCGUGAAUUCCCUUCCCGUCUAGCGCAAUGCGUCCAUGAACUCGAUCAAAUACCUGAUCCUAUAAAUGUAGAACUCAGUAGCCUGAAUUAUUCAACUAUCAAUGCUUGCCAAGUGACCCAUUAUUAUUC
Messenger RNA from Phragmites australis (common reed), 1826 nucleotides. Its product is annotated as squamosa promoter-binding-like protein 17. The transcript is spliced from 3 exons. The record is from RefSeq and is a predicted model, not a curated record. NCBI's taxonomy places the organism in Eukaryota, Viridiplantae, Streptophyta, Magnoliopsida, Poales, Poaceae. Gene Ontology annotation, molecular function: DNA binding. Gene Ontology annotation, cellular component: nucleus. The coding region runs from base 438 to 1559 and encodes 373 amino acids.